This is a messenger RNA of Carassius auratus (goldfish), 1896 nucleotides long. RefSeq names its product hormonally up-regulated neu tumor-associated kinase homolog A-like. Lineage: Eukaryota; Metazoa; Chordata; Actinopteri; Cypriniformes; Cyprinidae. Gene Ontology annotation, biological process: protein phosphorylation; intracellular signal transduction. The record is from RefSeq and is a predicted model, not a curated record. Gene Ontology annotation, molecular function: protein serine/threonine kinase activity; ATP binding. Gene Ontology annotation, cellular component: cytoplasm. Bases 121 to 1896 code for a protein of 591 amino acids. The transcript is spliced from 11 exons.
AUGAGACCAGCCUCCAUCACACAUGCCCUUCCUCUCCUGCCAACCUGUCUUCCUCCAUCCUCUACCUGUCCGCUCGGGGUCAUACUGUGGAUCUGCUAGCAGACGUGCAUUACUAGCAUCAUGCCAGCUGUGUUGAAGUCAUCUCAGGAUGGGAGCAUGACAGAUUCAGGCGAGCUGGAGCAGGCGGCAACCCCCUGCUUUGGAAAAGUGCCCCGUGACCUGCUCCAAAACUUUCCUCACACUAAGCGUGUGGGCAGCUACCUGGUGGGCAAAAUGAUCAACAAGGGCUCAUUCGCCAAGGUUAUGCUAGGCAUGCACAUCAGUACAGGAGAGAAGGUGGCGAUCAAGGUGAUAGAUAAGAAAAAGGCUCGUCAGGAUUCAUAUAUUUUAAAAAACAUGAAGCGCGAACCCCGGAUUCACCAGCUGAUCCACCACCCGAACAUCGUCUUGCUGCUGGAGACGCUGGAGACAGAGAACUGCUACUACAUGGCCAUGGAGCUUUGCAGAGGAGGAGACCUUAUGGAUCGAAUCUGUGAACGCAAACGGUUGGAGGAGAGAGAGGUUCGCAGAUACACCCGUCAGAUACUGUCUGCAGUGGAACACCUGCAUCGACACGGGAUAGUUCACAGAGACUUGAAGAUUGAGAACUUACUACUGGAUGAACUCAACAACAUAAAGAUAGUAGACUUCGGACUGAGUAACACUCUGAAGGCAGAUUGUCUUUCUUUGGAGCUGCUGAACACUCAGUGUGGCAGUCCUGCUUACGCAGCUCCUGAACUGCUGGCCCACAAGAAGUACGGCUCUAAAGUGGAUGUGUGGUCAGUGGGUGUGAGUAUGUUUGCCAUGUUGACUGGCACUCUACCGUUUACAGUGGAGCCCUUCAAUAUCAAGCAGCUUCAUCAAAAAAUGGUGAAUGGAGAAAUCAGUCCGAUACCAUCAGACAUCAGCAAAGCGGCUGUACAGUUUGUCUUGUCUCUGCUGGAGCCAGAACCAGCAAAAAGGCCAACAGUAAAAACAGCAAUGCAGGAUAAAUGGUUGAAUGAGGGAUAUGCCAAGAGACCCCUCCAUACUGUCACUCAUAAAAACAGGCUGCGUCCUGAGGAUCUGAAUUCUGCUGUGUUAAAAUACAUGACUGAAUCACUAGGUUACGGUCUUUCUGAUAUCAUCCACACGGUCACCAGUAACAAGCCAUCAACCACUUUGGCUUGCUACCAUCUCCUGCUGAAAAAACUCUCCAGGCAUCAGAAAGUAGUGAGGACCAUGAAGAGAGAAGAGAACAGCGAAUGGAAUCUUCUGAAUAAGGGCUUGUUGAGAAGGACAAGCAAUGCAGGUGCAAAGAGUCAGCAGUCUCCUCAGAGUGACACAGCCAAUGAGAGGAGCUCAAGGCAGUCCAGUAAGGCCCAGCGGAGCCAAUCACAGGACAGAGACACCCAGAGUGCCAGAAAAAGGACAGCAGAGAGCAUAAGACCAAAACAGUCAAGCCUAGUGGACAGAGAAGAUUCUCCUUCCUUUCUGCCUGUGGAUACAGCUAAUGAGAUCACCAUGCUGGUCAAGCCACAUGAUGGACUGAUUCCUAAGGUCUUAACUUUUGGUGAGAAGGAGAAGCUUUGUGUUUCACCGCCUAAGUGUUCCUGCAGAGAGGGGAGUGGCACCAAACUCUGUGACUCCGCCACUUUUGAUGCCACUGUGACCAUCGAAACCUCCAGAGACUCCCAGACAAUGAAAACAUCAAUCAGACCACAUGAUCUGAGACCGGCUUACUCUGACAAAUAUCAAGUGCUAGAAUACGAACAUCAGCCUGAUGACAAUGCUUCAGAGGCUGGACUGUCAGCACCUCGACUUGACUCGCCUUUCCCAGGAAAUAACGGCUAUACACCGGCCUUCUCCGGUUUCUAA